Molecule: messenger RNA, 654 nt
Organism: Lachancea fermentati
Lineage: Eukaryota; Fungi; Ascomycota; Saccharomycetes; Saccharomycetales; Saccharomycetaceae
Source: the annotation of a GenBank genome assembly
AUGUUCCUGAACCUGGCUGGAAGAUCUGUAUUCCAUUCAAGCCCGAUUACAGUGCUGAAGAGGUUUACUCAUGAGUACGCUCCGCGAUUCAAAACGGUAACGAAGAAACAGAAGGGACGUGUUCCUGUGCGUGUUGGUGGGUCCAUAAAAGGUUCAACUUUGCAGUUCGGAAGGUUUGGCUUGAGACUCAAGACAGAAGGAGUGAGGCUGACUGCUCAGCAGCUGAAAGAAGCGGACAAUGCUAUCAUGAGAUAUGUGAGACAAGUAAAUAACGGUCAACUAUACCGGAGGCUCUGUACAAACAUUGCGGUUUGCAUUAAAGGUAAUGAGACUCGUAUGGGUAAGGGUAAGGGUGCAUUUGAUCAUUGGAUGGUACGUGUUCCAACGGGUAAAAUAAUCUUUGAAAUGGAUGGCGAUAAUUUGCACGAAAAGAUCGCGCGUGAGGCCUUCAGAAAAGCGGGAACGAAGUUACCUGGUGUUUAUGAGUUUGUUUCUGAGUCAUCACUAGUAAGGGUGGGUCUUCAGAGCUUCAAAGAUCCAAAUCAUGAUCCUAAAGUCAACUACUUUGAGCAGCUGAAGAAAAAGCCUACGAAAGAAUACCUUAACGAACUGAAAUCAAAGCAGACUAACUAUAGGUUGUUCAGGGGCCGUUAA